Messenger RNA from Ciona intestinalis (vase tunicate), 2792 nucleotides. The record is from RefSeq and is a predicted model, not a curated record. Lineage: Eukaryota; Metazoa; Chordata; Ascidiacea; Phlebobranchia; Cionidae.
CUUUUGUUAAAGUAAAGAGCGUUAGCUAGUUGUUGGUCAAUUUAAAGUUUUUAAUCUGGUAAUAUCAGAAGAAAAUUUAGCUUCAUACUGCCAGUUUCAUAAGAAAAUACAUCAUGGGAAAGAAAGUUAAAAAAGAAGUAGAAGCCCCACCGAAAGAUGUGUUUGAUCCACUUAAUUUUGAGAGUAAGAAAACUGGAACAGUGGUUUUGAUGCUAAAAUCGGACGAGGAAGAAGUACUGGCCAAAGCAUGUGAAGCAAUUUACAGAUUUGCAGAUAAAUGUGAAGAAAAUAAACUGAUGUUACUUGAGCUUGGAGCCAUGGAGUCUUUGAUACGGUUAAUUAAUCAUGAGGAAAAAAUGGUGAAACGAUAUGCGUGUAUGGCGUUUGGAGUCAUGGCUGGCCAUGCUGAUGUGCGCAGAUAUUUAAGAAAAACAGAUGCUAUUCCAUCAGCUAUACAACUGCUUGGUGAUGAGGACGAUGUAUGCAAUGAAUUUGCGAGCCUUUUUCUAUCUCAUAUGUCGGGUGACUUCUCAAGCAAACUAAGCAUUGGACAAUCAGAAGGAGUUGAACCUCUCAUUAAUCUUCUCGCAUCACCUGAUCCCGAUGUUCAGAAGAAUUCACUGCAAGCGAUCUGCAAUCUUGUUCAGGAUUUUCAAAGUCGAACAGCGGUCCGAGAGCUUGGUGGUAUCCCGUCGUUGUUGGAAUCACUUAAGUCUGAAUAUGCUGUUAUACAAGGCCUUGGUCUCUCAACAUUAGCAUCUGUAACUCAAGAUGGUGAAUCAAGAGCAGUGGUUCGUGAGAAUGAAGGCUUGGAGCUUCUUGUGGAUUUUCUUGGAAAUAAAGAUUAUGAUGACCUGCAUGUUCAUGCUCUCUCUGUUCUAUCAAACUGUUUGGAGGACACAGAGUCUUUGGAUGACAUCCGUAGUACUGGAGGAUUAGAGAGUUUGUUAUCUUUUGCAACUGAAGCAUCCACAUCACCAGAGGUGCAAGCCAACACUGCGCGUGCAUUGUCGAGAGCUGCAAAGAAUGUUGAGAAUGGGAAGAUCCUUCAUGAACAAGAAGCGGAGAAGACUCUCAUCACUAUGACGGGAUCAGAAUCAGAUAUUGUUCGAAUCGCUGCCUGUCAAGCCAUUGCAACACUGUCCAAUAACUUGGCUGCAAAAGAUGCAUUUGGAAAAUCAGAGGGUAUACCCCCGCUUAUAAACCUGUUAUCAGCGGAAAACCCAAUGGUGCGUGAAGCAGCUACGCUCGCCCUCGCAAACCUGACCCUUACCAACACCAACAAUGCUAAUGAAGUGUUAACAUCUGGUGGAGUUGAACAACUUCUAUCUCUACUUCAAUUCAACAAGGAGUCAGUUGUUAUCAAUUCAGCUGCUUGCCUUAUCAACAUGGCACAAGAUCUUACUAUCAGAAACGACAUAUUCAAGCGAGGAAUAGUUGCUUCCCUAACUGAACCACUCAAAUCUAAGAGUCCUCGAGUGCAAAGUAAAAUAGCACAAGCUGUCUCCACUUUUGUAACUGGUGCUGAAGCAAGGUCUGAGAUUUGCCAACAUGGUGGAUUGGAACCGCUGGUUCAACUGGUAAAAUCUGGUGAUGCUGACGUAAGAAGAAACGCAUCUUGUGCAUUACUUCUGUGUUGUGCUGACCCACCAACUGCUGCAGCCAUUUCAAAACUUGGAGGUCUUGAAAUUCUUCAGGAGAUAAAUUCUUCUGAACAACGCUGUAACAACUUUAGUGUGGCUGCCUUUGAAAAGUUGCUUGACAGCAAUCUGCCAGCGAAGUACAGCUUAACAGGCCGUCUUGCUUCACAUAAUAUUAUAACGGAUGGUUUCUAUGAUGCUGGCCAGCUGCGACCGGAAAGUAAGUUUUUCACUCUGGACGAAAUUUCGAAACAGGAAGUCAAUCAAAAAAGACCAAUUCUCCUGGUUAACUGUAAAGCCACAGACGUGGAAGAGGAAGAGCUGGAGGGAGAUUUGGACAAUCGUCCAACAGAGUCCCAGCUUAGUAUGGAUGGCACGGAGCCAGGUGUGUGUUCGGAGGCCCUGAACUCCCCUGCCGUGGCCCGGAGCCCUGCCCCCAAUGUUAAAUCUCAAGAUGAUUCUUCUGAAAAAGGAAGCAGAGUCAGUUCCAAGGCAUCUUAUACAAGAAGAAAAAAGAAAGACAAGGAAGCACUGAUGCGUGAAGAAGCUGAGAGAAUUCGAGCAGAAAAAGAAGCGAUUCGACUAAAAGCGCUUCAAAUAGAACAGGAAUUGCAAAAGCAGCUCGCAAGUAAAGAUGGUGUCUAUCACCCUCCAGUGGACAAUGUGUUGCAGAGCUAUUUCGAUAAUGUGACCAAAUAUAUUCUCCCAAUGCCCUCAACAAGAGAGCAAAUUGUGGCCUUGGCGCAAUUUGUGGUUGAUAAAAUGGGUGGCGAGAUCGACCGGGGUAAAAUGUCGGACUUUAGUUGGGAGCUUCAUAUCGCUGAGUUGAAGUAUGACCUCAAAUCAAACAUCAUUCCAAUCGGGAAGAUUCAAUAUGGAAUUCAUUACCACAGAGCUUUAUUGUACAAGGUGCUGGCUGAUAAAAUUGGUGUACCAUGCUCACUGGUGCGCGGAGAGUACAAUAGGGCGUGGAAUGAAGUAACGAUCGCUGCCUCGCUUGAAAAAGGAGCAGCUCGGUACCCUCCAACGCGCUACAUCAUUGAUUUGAUGCACGAUACAGGAAAGCUGAUAAGAACAGACAGCCCUGAAGCUGUCCAGUACAAAUCAAUCUAACAUGUCCAGAUUUUUUAUUUAUAAAUACUGUGAUUUUUU